Messenger RNA from Scleropages formosus (Asian bonytongue), 1914 nucleotides. Its product is annotated as solute carrier family 35 member E2A. The transcript is spliced from 9 exons. Bases 262 to 1428 code for a protein of 388 amino acids. The record is from RefSeq and is a predicted model, not a curated record. Lineage: Eukaryota; Metazoa; Chordata; Actinopteri; Osteoglossiformes; Osteoglossidae.
GUUUUCCGCCCUUUUGUGCUGCACGAUGAUUUUGUUUUGGAUUCCGCUCAAUGGACAACGGACUGCUUGCGUCUGCGGCAUCUCGCUGAGGGCCCCACGGGUGGCGGCAUGAGACUGCGCGACCUGUCGACGCACCCGCUUGUCCAGCUCCCGAGACUGAUGCCCGCUGUCUCGGAUAUGGACUGACGUCCUGUGGCCGGUCCGCUCCGCUCCGUCGCUCUUUUGCACGUGUGGUUCAGCUGGGCGCCGGAGACGGGGGCCAUGGUGGGGAACGGGCAGUCGGGGAAGCAUCCGCUGGGCCACUUGUUCUCGGCCUUCCGCAGCCGGCAGGAGCGCGUGGUGCUGGCGCGCAGCGAGAGCUUACCGGGGGAGCAAGUGCUCCAGAUCACCAUCACGGAGACCACGGUCAUAGAGGCCGACUCGGGCGUGUGGAACUCCAAGGCGCUCGCCUACCUGUGCCUUUGGUACUUCUUCAGCUUCUGCACCCUCUUCCUCAACAAGUACAUCCUGUCCCUCCUGGAGGGAGAGCCGAGCAUGCUGGGGGCCGUUCAGAUGCUGUCCACCACCGUGAUCGGCUGUGUGAAGAUGUACGUUCCCUGCUGCCUGUACAAGCACAAGUCUCGGGCCGAGUACCCCUCCAACUUCCUCAUGAUCAUGCUCUUCGUGGGACUGAUGAGGUUCACCACCGUGGUGCUGGGCUUGGUCAGCCUGAAGAAUGUGGCUGUUUCUUUUUCCGAGACAGUGAAGAGUUCAGCACCUAUCUUCACGGUUAUCAUGUCCAGACUCAUCUUAGGAGAGUACACAGGACUCUGGGUAAACCUGUCCCUUUUCCCCAUCAUGGCCGGCCUGGCGCUGUGCACGGCGACCGAGGUCAGCUUCAACCUGCUGGGCUUCUCGGCGGCGCUCUCCACCAACAUCAUGGACUGCUUACAGAACGUCUUCUCCAAGAAGCUGCUGAGCGGGGAUAAGUACAAGUUCAGCCCACCGGAGCUCCAGUUCUAUACGAGCGCCGCAGCGGUCAUCAUGCUCAUCCCUGCAUGGAUCUUCCUCCUGGACAUCCCCGUGAUCGGGAAGAGCGGGCGCUCAUUUCGCUUCAGCCAGGACGUGGCGCUGCUGCUGCUCUUCGACGGGGUGCUUUUCCACCUGCAGAGCGUCACGGCGUACGCGCUCAUGGGCCGCAUCUCUCCCGUCACCUUCAGCGUCGCCAGCACAGUGAAGCACGCCCUCUCCAUCUGGCUCAGCAUCAUCGUGUUCAGCAAUCAGGUGACGCUGCUGUCGGCCGUAGGCACGGUGUUGGUCAUCGUGGGCGUCAUGCUCUACAACAAGGCCAAGCAGGCCCAGAGGGAUGCGCUGCACAGCUUGGCGCAGAGCCUCGAGGCCGACCAGAAACUCCUGCUGCAGGAAGCCGACAUCAAGGAGUCACUCUAGCAAUCCCCCCCACCCAGGCAGUACUGCCUCUAUGUAAAUAUUUGCAACGUCUUACGUCUAUUUUCCUUUGUUGUUGCUGGUCAAAGGCCAGGAGGACUGUGGGAAACGCACACGACGGUGGUGCUACAACGGAAAUACACUCUGCUCCGGUGCCUCGUUGCAGCGAGAAGGAAAUGGAGGUCCAGGGUGACCGUUUUUGUGCGUUCCCCCUCCUUUUCCCCCAGCUUUGAUUUGGGUUGGGACGCUGUUGGGAGGCAUUAAGGUAGCGGUUUCAGCAGGCAAAUAUUUGCUCUACAAAAGAUUGACUGUAACGUGUCUCACGUGUUUAAACAGAAAUUAACCAUCUUUAGUGGGUCCUGCAGUAAGUCAGGAUUUCACUGGUAGACAUUUCCAUGCAGUCCUAUGCUGGAGCUCAGUGCUCAGCUGUGUUGUUUUCCCAUCGUACCUGUGAGAGUGUACGUGGAAAGAAUGAUUGAGAGGUGUGUG